AUGAAUCUUUUGCAACGAGCUAGGGAUUGUGAGUUAGGAAAAGAUGUGAAAGCACUAAACCUACCAUCAACUGCUGAAAGUCAUGACGAUGAACCUAGUUGGGCUCCUUCAGGAAAUGUAAAUGUCCGUUUUACUGAUGUGGAAACGUUGAAAAAACAGCAAAACAAACAACUGCAUGAUGAACAAUCAGGAUUCGUUAACGUGCGCUUCCGUCAGCCAAAGGAAGAUGAGAUACUCUCAAAGCAGAAGACAGAAACUCCGAAAUUGAAUUUUCCUAAUGAGAAGCUUCCGCUCAAUCUUGAUGAUCAUGAUAAGAAAUAUGAAGAAGCCUUGAAGAAUACGAACGAGUAUAAGAAGAAGUUGGCCGAGUUGGAGAAUCAGAAAGUUCAAAAAGUGUCCUCUGAGUUCAUCAACAGUGGCUUAGAUUCAUUGGUAAAGGCUGGAACGCUCUCUGCUUCGACAUUUAACGCGGGUGGAAUUGCGUCAGGAAAGGUAGAGAAAGUGCCUAUGAAUGAAUUGGAAAAGGAAUUGGAUAUAGGUGAAAGUGUUGUUACAUCAAGUCCGUUAAUCCUUGUAACCAAGGGUAACAAGACAUCAAAUGAAGGUUGCGCUGGACGAUCGAAGAUCACAAUCACGAAGACGAUACGCUAUGAGAAGAUUCUAACUUUGCUAGGGGAAGAGCCGGAUAGUGAUGGAGUUAAAGAGAUACGAGAUUUGAUCAACGCCUGGCAGAGCAAUUUCCGUAAAAAGGUUGUGACAGCCAAGGACAAGGCGAAGAACAAAGAAAUUGAAACAGCUUUGGAAGAGCUCGUCAGCCAAUUCGAUGACAUCAACUUGAAAUUGAUAAAAGACCAAGCUAAUGCCACCUUUACUUCGGAAGAUUAUCCACAUGAUGAUGCCGAAAUAAUUGGAAAUAACUGUGAUGCUCUGCCAGAAUCCACUUCCAUAACGGAGGAGAAGCCAAUUGAAUUGGCUGAGUUGAAGGACGAAAAUGGAAAUGUUGUCAUUAUUGAUGAUGGAAUAGCCAAGAUUAAAAUUGGUAAUGAAGGCGAGAUAUCUGAAAAUUUGGAUGAAGCUAGCCGGACAGAAACGAAAGAGGAGCCUAUCGAAUGGCAUAACGAAGAGUAUCGUAAGGAGAUUGAAAACUUCCGAAAGACUCACCAUAUCAACUUCAAUAAUGCUACAUCCACUCGAAACGAUACUACAUGUGAUGCUUAUAUGAGAUGCCGAGCUCAGAUGCAUGUGGCUGUUGAUCAGUGCGCUUGGAACUUUGCAUCCUCCAAAGUCAUAACAUCGCUCGCUGAAAGUUCAGAAAGUUUAUUAUUCAAAAAUGAUGAAGUGUGUGACUCAUCACAUAUAACUCUAUAUGAAGAGCUAUAUGAGAUGGUUAUACAGCGUAACACGAAAUUACGUCAGUGUUUGGAUGAGCGAAAUGAGAAAGCUUUCUCUGAGUCCAUAUGUUUACCAUAUAACAAGGCUGAACAACAAGUCUAUGAUCAUGCCUUAUUAAGAGUAUUAGCGAACAAGUAUACAAAAGCUAUGGAUUGUUAUCAGGAUGCUAACAGUAUUCAAGAGAAAUGCUCCAAAUUGCGACAAUGUUGUCCAUAUUUUGAUAGCUGUCGUGAACAGAUGAUUGAUGUUAAUCUUGAGCAAGCUAUUAUCAGCAUGACUGCCAGGAUUAAUGAUGAAAAACAAAGUUGCAUUAAACUGAAAGCCAGAGAUUCUUUCAAAAAGGCAGUCAAAGGAAUUCUCGGAAGAACCGAUGAAGAAUCCUUACAACUUUUACGAUCUGGAAGAUAUGGGUUAGACAUCAAGAAAGGUGCUCAAUUGAUGAGACGGUUGAGAUAA
Messenger RNA from Auanema sp. JU1783, 1848 nucleotides. Lineage: Eukaryota; Metazoa; Nematoda; Chromadorea; Rhabditida; Rhabditidae. The record is from the annotation of a GenBank genome assembly.